AUGCAUGCUCUGCUGCGCAAGGUUACCAACCGAGGACAGAUACGACAGAACGAUGGCAACGCCCUUUGGGAUUUAGCGAGGGACAUGAAGAAGUGCCAAAUAACCUUGUCCCAGCUUGGAUACAAUGCGGACAUGAACAGCUCAGAGAACCUACUUAAGGUUCAGCGUCUCUUGCCCGUUCAUCUACAAGCAGACUGGGCCAAGAAGGCACAGGUGACCAUCGAGUCCAAACGAGAACCAAGCUUCGCACAGAUGACGGAGUUUAUUGAGACGAAGGCGAAAACUGCCAGCAAUAUGUACGGACAGAAUAUCACCAAGACUUUCAGUCCGACCAGCGCAAGUCAUUCCUCACGCACCAAACCGAAGGCUUACCCGGCCAAGGUGACUGCGCUGUCAACUAGUGUGGGUGGUGACUAUCUUCAUGAAGCAAAGAAGGACAAGCAAGUCAAAUGUCUCUGCUGUUCCCAGCAACACAAAUUGGCAGAAUGCAAGACCUUCACACAGAAGUCAUAUGACGAGCGUCGUCAGUUUAUGAGAGAUAAUAAACUGUGCGACAACUGCUUCAUUCCAUGGCAUGUAGCCAGACGUUGCAGACUCAGCAGUCGUUGUGGGAUUGAUGGAUGCACGUGGAAGCAUCAUACUCUCCUUCAUCCAUCCCGUGCGCCUGUUGCCAAUCGUGAGGAGCAGAAGGGCUGCGAAAAUCCAGCAAGUGUUAAACCUGAACCUGCUGGUACAUGUACCUCAACUGGGGCUGGGAGACGGGUGAUGGAAGGAGAAAAGGAUCAGCCUGGAGAGUGCCAUGCUGUGACAUCAAGGCAAGUGGCCUUGCGAGUGCUGCCAGUAAGGGUCAAACACAACGGCCAUGAGCUUGAGACUUGUGCUCUACUGGAUGAAGGCAGUGACGUUUCGCUGUGCGACGAGGAGCUGGCUGAGCAGCUUGGGAUCAGGGGUGAAAGGUUCAACUUCUCCCUGAAUACAGUUGGAGGAACAAGCAAGUAUCACGGCAUGGAGAUAAACCUAACAGUGAAGUCCAUCCAAAAUGAUGAAGAGCUGGACCUACCGAGAGUGAGGACUGUCCAAACCUUGCCUAUAUCAAGUAGCGUCUUCCCAAAUCAGAAGGAUGUGAAGAAAUGGAGACAUCUGGAUGGAAUUGAGUUCCCCCAAACUGACGGAAGGCCAGUUCAAGUCCUAAUCGGCGGAGAUGUCCCUGAAGCCUUUUGGGUGAUGGAAGAGAGGCGGGUUGGACGCAAGGAACCUUAUGCGGUGCGAUCACUCCUGGGAUGGACGCUCGUUAGUCCUACAUCACCCUCCUUCAAGCAGGGAGCAGGAAGUUUCAAUAUCAACCAUGCCAAGCUGCAAGACGACCAACUGCAACAGCAAGUGCAGAGAUUUUGGGAGGUAGAUUUUGGCGGAUCUAUCAUGGACAAUAAGCGUGGUGACUCUGUGGAGGAUCGGAGAGCGAGAUCCACCAUGGAGGAGUCUGCAAGGCUGAUUGAUGGGCACUACGAAAUAGGUCUACCAUGGCGAAGACGAAAUCCUGACUUGCCAGACAACCGGGCACUUGCUGAAACGAGGCUGGGUUCCCUUAAGAAACGCCUGCAGAAAGAUGAUGAGUUGCGUCAGCAGUACAAGGAAACCAUUGAUGGUUAUGUCCAAAGGGGAUAUGCAAGACCAGUGCCGGAAGAAGUACCAAAUGUCGAGGUGGGAAGGAAAUGGUAUUUGCCACAUCAUCCUGUAUUUCAUCCCCAAAAGCCAGGAAAGAUGAGAGUGGUAUUUGACUGCGCAGCAAGAUUCCGAGGUACAUCACUCAAUGAUAAUCUCCUACAGGGCCCAGACUUAACAAACAACCUGGUCGGUGUGCUGACUCGUUUCCGCCAUGAGACUGUUGCAUUAGUAGCAGACGUGGAGGCUAUGUUCCACCAGGUACGAGUUCCCGAGAGAGACUGCGAUGCCCUACGAUUUCUGUGGUGGCAGAGUCAUGACUUGUCCAAGGAUCCGACUGACUUCCAGAUGCUGGUUCAUUUGUUUGGGGCAACAUCCUCGCCCAGUUGUGCAGGAUUCGCUCUGAGGAAAACGGCAGAUGACUAUGGUGCUGAAUUUGGGGAGGCUGCCUCAGCAGUACGUGACAAUUUCUACGUCGAUGACCUUUUGGUGUCGGUGAGUUGUGCAGAAGCGGGUAUCAACCUGGCUAGACAGCUCAUUGAUCUGCUCAGCAAAGGUGGAUUUAGACUGAGGAAAUGGAUCAGCAAUAACCGGGAGGUUCUGUCUGCUAUUCCAGCAAGUGAGAGAGCCCCAUCUGUGUUGGAUCUGGAUUUGGGAGACUUACCAAUCGAGCGUACCCUUGGUAUACAUUGGAACGUACAGUCGGACACCUUUGCUUUCAAGACGGUUCUGAAGGAAAGGCCCACCACCCGGAGAGGCAUCCUAUCAAUUGUCAGCUCACUAUAUGACCCACUGGGGUUCCUAGCGCCUUUCAUCCUACCUGCCAAGAUUUUGCUUCAGGAUAUCUGA
This is a messenger RNA of Patiria miniata (bat star), 2511 nucleotides long. RefSeq lists its product as uncharacterized. The record is from RefSeq and is a predicted model, not a curated record. Bases 1 to 2511 code for a protein of 836 amino acids. The transcript has a single exon. Lineage: Eukaryota; Metazoa; Echinodermata; Asteroidea; Valvatida; Asterinidae.